AUGGUUAGCUCAGAACCACAUGGUGAACACGGACGGGUGACGUCUUAUUCAAAGGGUGACGUAGGGACCUCAUGGCAAGAAGAAACGGCAGCAACGGCAACGAAUAAUAGAUCCAGCAGUACAAAAAGAGGCGGGGCGGCCGAACUGGCCGUAGCCGUUCGCGGACCCGUGGGCGAGUUACCGGUCAAGGUCACGGGCGACAUUCAUUCGGGCUUCACGGCUGAGUUUACGCCCGCGCAGGUCGGCGCGCAUCAGAUUAGCGUGGAUUACAAUGGAAGACCAGUACAGGGAACGCCUUUUGUGGCCAAGGCCUUCGAUUCGAAUAAGGUCACAGUAGGCACAGUAGCUCGCGGUACUGUCGGCAGACCUGUUACCUUUUCAGUAGACGCGAGCGAAGCUGGAGAGGGCAACUUGGAAAUAACUAUUUCGGCCCGCGGCUUGAACAUUCCCACUCAAGUGCACCCUCAGGGCAAUGCCAGAUUUGCUGUUAGUUUUGUGCCGGCCGAAGCUUGCGACCACGUGGUCAAUGUGGCCUUUAAUAAAAGACCGGUUAGUUGA
Molecule: messenger RNA, 558 nt
Organism: Sitophilus oryzae (rice weevil)
Lineage: Eukaryota; Metazoa; Arthropoda; Insecta; Coleoptera; Curculionidae
Product: filamin-B-like
Exons: 3
Coding region: 1-558 (185 amino acids)
Biological process (GO): actin cytoskeleton organization
Molecular function (GO): actin filament binding
Source: RefSeq, a predicted model, not a curated record